This is a messenger RNA of Procambarus clarkii (red swamp crayfish), 8237 nucleotides long. The record is from RefSeq and is a predicted model, not a curated record. NCBI's taxonomy places the organism in Eukaryota, Metazoa, Arthropoda, Malacostraca, Decapoda, Cambaridae.
GGCGGCCAGACAGCGGCGUCCGACCAUAACAAACAUGGCGCUGCUUCACAGGGAAAGUUGACCGCAAAUAUGACCCAGUUCGGUGGAUUGAAUACCCGCAGGCGCUUACGAUCACCAGGAAGUCUAGCGCAGCCUGGCAUUUUGAGUGCGGGCGCGCGUGUUUGAGAUGAGCAGCGGCGGCGGCGCUGUGUGAGUAAGGAAGGUGUGUGACGCGAACUCUUAGUGGUGGCUGCUGCUGCAGGGACUGGUUGGUGCACCCGUGACCUCUUGGGGCCCUCUAGCGGGCCCUCACCCCUCUGCUGGCCCUUACUUGCGGGCCCUCACAACUCUUCUGGCCCCCGCCACCUCUAACACUGUACAUAAUGUGUCAGGGCAGUGAGGCAAGGUGAUGGUGGGUGUGGGAACAAGGGGGGCAGCAUGGGCCCUUGGGGGGGCAUAUGCUCCUCCCCACGGUGCCGGACACAACACACUGCUAGACGUACUUGGAGGGGAACCUGGGGGUCCUCCACUGGAUGGUGCAUCGCUCACUGUUGCCCUAGAUGUUGUGCAGGCCUGGGCUGUGCUCAUUACUGUGGGCUUCACUCUGGUGCUCUUCAUAUUUUUGGCCUUUUGUGUGUGUGCCAAGAAAGAUGACGGGUAUGAUGAAUUUGAGCUGACGCAAGGAAUAACGACAGUAAAGGUGUGUCAUGAUGGUGGCGAGAAUGGGCUGGGCAGUUAUCCCCGCAUCAAUGGAUCCAAUACGCCUAGAGCAAGUGACGAGGCCUCAGAGGCAUCAAGCAGGUGUACACUGAAGCGAGAACUUCCAGCAAUUCCUCUAAGUGCUGAGCCUGACCCAGCAUCACUUGAGUGCACUGUAGAGCGCACACAAUCACAGCACUCGUCAGAUCUGUAUGCAGCUGUAGGGGAGACCAAUGACGCAGGUGGAAGUGGCAUAGGAAAAGUUAUUGGUGGGGUUCAGGUCCUUCCUGCUGGUGCUAUAGGACCAGACGGUCGUGCAGCUAUCAUUCGGGACCCAACACACACGUCGCCAACCGAGCCUGCUGCUCCACCACACGUAGAUGGUGUUGUGGGAUCAGGGAUAGCAACUGCAGCUCACCCAUAUGCCAAAGUGAAGAAGAAUCAUCCAUAUGCUCAUGUCAAACUACCAAAGAAGGAUCAUCCAUACGCUAAGGUAGUCCGUGAUGAUUCUGAGGAUCCAGAAACGGACACUGAUAAUUACGAUGAUCCUAAAGCCAUUACCAAAGACAAGAGUUCUGGAUGGGACUCGGAAGGAGGUUAUGAACCUGCUCCUCCAGUACCAGAGAAAAGGUUUGAUAUAGAAGAGGAGUCGGUUACUACUGCUGGUCCUCCAGACAGCGGGCUAAUGACAACUUCAAUAACCUCUGCAUCCUCGGGUAAGGGCCCAUCUUCACCGCGAUCACCGCACCUCAAUGCCCGAUCAUCUGUGUCUGGUUCUGCACCCUCGCCGACUUCUCCACAUAGCAUAGGAGCCAUCUCGGACCGACCUCCAUCUACAGAAAUCCAGGCAGCCUUAGCCAUCUCGGGACGAACACCAGCCAACGAAGAGAUGCCCUAUAUGACGCCUCCAUUACAUCAUCAGACUGAAGAGGCUGGCAUAGAAGUAACAUCGCAGCAGAACUUCAGUGGCGACUCCCAGGAUUCUCGAGGCUACACAAGCAUCAGUGUCCGGGAGCCUCUGGCAGCCAUCAAGGCACAGACACAAGGCUCCGCAGCGCCUCAGUCAUCAACGGUCACUCAGCCCCUUGAAGGAGAAGGGUACUAUAUGACAGUGUCAGAUGACUCGGCUGAUGAGAUGUAUGCCUGUAUUUAUGAGGGUACCAGAGGAGUUGGCAGUGAAACAUAUGCACAAAUUGAGCCACGUUCCACUCCACCGCCACCUCCGCCCCCAAUGCCUAGCCCUCCUCACGCUCCAUCUACCCCAUCACCCCUUUCUACGCGUGGUGGAUCACAGCCCCCUCCGGCACCACCAAGUGUAGACAGCCUUCGCCAUGUUGUACAUUCCAGACAAGCUUCUUCGAGCAGUGCUGCUAGUACAGUGAUGGGAAGCCCUGGAGCAGAGAAGAGAGGUACUCGAUCUCCUCUGCCACCUUUACCUCAGGGAGACACAAGCCUCUACUCUGGCCCCUCUCCCCAGCCCCCACAUUCCCCACCACGGAGUGUUCCAUCUGUUGAGAGACCAACACAACGAGCACUUGAAGAAAUGUAUGCAAAGGUAAUGAAGAAGCAGCGCCCAGGACAUUCCCGCGGGGACAGUUCUGGUGGGGGUGGUGAAAGUGAUGCUGGCAGUGUUUCAUCAUCACGAAGAGGAUCUGUUGAUAUUGGGGGUGCUCGUUGGGGAUCCCAUGCGUCAUCUCCUCCGACAACCCCACGUCAGUCAGUAGAUCUAGGAGCAAUGACCCGCAGCCUAGUAGAAACACGCAACCACGAAGUGAUUUCAUCAAUUAGUCGAGCCAAGUCAUAUGAGAAGGCAGGUGUGUGGGGAAGUACUACACAGCAUCCUCAGCCAACACUACCCAAUCCCAAUUAUGAAACAAUACCUCAACUCCCCACUAACUUCUAUUCAGGAGGAUCUGAUCCUGGGUAUGAAACGGUGAAAAAUUCUGAACCUCCAUAUGCGAGUGUUGAAAGACCCGAAGAAAAUUAUCCUGGAUAUGAAACGGUAAAACAAACAUCAGACGUUGAUUCAGAGCCUGGUUAUGAGACUCUGAAGCACAGAGAAUAUGAGCCAGGAUAUGAAACAGUCACAGGUGAAGCUAAAUUGGAAAGUUUAGAACCAGGUUAUGAAACAGUUUCCCAUGAUAAAAAUCAAGAGGAAGAUGAACCUGGCUAUGAAAGUGUAAUUCAUCACAGGGCAGAAGUUUCUGACCCUGGAUAUGAAAUUGUUAAAGGAAAGCCCACAAGUGAAUUUGGGGAUCCUGGAUAUGAAGAACUACAAGGUGCUAUCCAUCACAUACGAACCACCUCAGAGCAUGACCCAAAUUAUGAGCAGCUCAAGUUUACAAGUCGGCGAUCGAGUGAUGGUGAUGCCGAACCUGGUUAUGAAGUAGUUAAGAAAGUUGUAAAUGAAAGUACAUAUGAAUUUGUACAUGACUAUGACACCCAAGAGAAUUAUCCUCCUUAUGAAAAAAUUGAUAAGCCUGUUAAGGAAACUAACCAAGUAACUCCAUUGUAUGCAGUUGUACAGAAAGGAAACACAAGUCCAGAGAAGAAAUUAGCCAAAGCCAAGAGUCCAGUAGAAGAGGAAAGGCGUCCUAGGGUCAUUGGUCUUUUAGAGAGUGACUUGGAUAAUUAUCCACCUCCCAUAAAUGAUAAAGAUUUACAAGAUACUCUGACAAAAGAAAGCUUGGUUAAAGAUCGAGAUUUUAAAUUGCCUUUGAAAAAGCCAGAAAGUCCUCACUUACCUUAUCUGGAAAAUAAAUCUCCUUCACCACUGAAGAGUCCUGAUAAAGCUUCAGUUUCAUCAGGGAAAAGACUAAAUGAAUCUCCACCAGCAAUAAAGAGUCCUAAGGGAUCUCCACCAUUAGUUAAAAGUGCUAAAGGAUCCUCACCUACUACAAAGAGUCCCAAAGGAUCACCCCCACAAAUGAAGAGUCCUACAGGUUCCCCACCAGUAAUGAAGAGUCCUAGAGGAUCUCCAUCAUUGAUAAAUAGUCCAGAUAAGGGUUCUCCUCCAUUGGUGAAGAGUCCUGAUAAGGGUGCUCCACCUUUGAUGAAAAGUCCUGAUAAGGGUUCUCCACCUUUGAUGAAAAGUCCUGAUAAGGGUUCUCCCCCAAUGGUGAAAAGUCCUGAUAAGGGUUCUCCCCCAUUGGUGAAAAGUCCUGAUAAGGGUUCUCCCCCAUUGGUGAAGAGUCCUGAUAAGGGUUCUCCCCCAUUGGUGAAGAGUCCAUAUCAAAGAACUCCACCACUGAUAAGUCUGGAUACAGGAACUCCUCCAUUAUCAGACAGUUCAGAUACGGGAUCUCCGCCUUUGAUGGAGAGUCCAGAUAAGGGUUCUCCACCAUUGAUGGAGAGUCCAGAUAAAGGAUCUCCACCAGUGUUGCAGAGCCCAGAUAAAGAAACUCCACCACUGAUGAAAAGUCCAAGUCCUGACAUGGAAUCUCCACCCUUGGUGAAAAGUCCAAAUGGAUCCCCUCAAUUAUUAGUCUCUCGAGAUGAAGAAUCCCUUCUGCCAAGGCAAAGUCCAGAAGGUCCUCCACCAGUACCGCAGAGCCCAGAAGGUCCUCCACCAGUGCCGCAGAGCCCAGAAGGUCCUCCACCAGUGCGGCAGAGCCCAGAAGGUCCUCCACCAGUGCCGCAGAGCCCAGAAGGUCCUCCACCAGUGCCGCAGAGCCCAGAAGGUCCUCCACCGGUGCCGCAGAACCCAGAAGGUCCUCCACCGGUGCCGCAGAGCCCAGAAGGUCCUCCACCGGUGCCGCAGAGCCCAGAAGGUCCUCCACCGGUGCCACAGGCCCCAGAAGUUCCUCCACCAGUGCCGCAGAGCCCAGAAGGUCCUCCACCAGUGCCACAGGCCCCAGAAGUUCCUCCACCAGUGCCGCAGAGCCCAGAAGGUCCUCCACCAGUGCCACAGGCCCCAGAAGUUCCUCCACCAGUGCCGCAGAGCCCAGAAGGUCCUCCACCAGUGCCGCAGAGCCCAGAAGGUCCUCCACCGGUGCCACAGGCCCCAGAAGUUCCUCCACCAGUGUCACAGAGCCCAGAAGGUUCUCCACCAGUGCCGUUGGGUCCAGAGGGUCCUCCACCAGUGCCCUGGAGUCCAGAAGGGCCUCCACCAGUGCCACCAAGCCCAGAUGGAGAAACCCCACCACUGACAAGGAGUCCAAGCCCAGAUAUUGAGUUCUUACCCUUGGACAAAGUUUCAGAUGGAGCCUCUUCUCCAUCAACAAGAACUGCUGAUCAGAAUUCAUUUUUACCAGAGGGAAUGAGCUCAAUGGGACAAGCAGGUCAACCUAUGGUAUUCCCUAUACCAAGUUCAGUAGUAGACAUGUCACCACCUUCAUUAGCCAGUGAAGAAAGGAAAUCAUCUGUGCUAUUAGCCGACUCGUAUACAGAAUCUUCACCUCAGCAGGAAGAGAGUAAUGAUAAACAAGUUUCUCCAACUGAGACGAGACAUUUUGCUCAACAGCCAUGUUCAUCUCAUAUGGAAAAUUCAAUUACUCUUCAGGAAAGUCAAGAUAUAGAAGCUUCCCAGCAAUUGGUCCAAAGUGGAGUUAAGGAAACAGCAUUCCCCAUAGAAGGAAUUGUGCAUGGACAAUCCUUUUCAACACUUAAUGAGAAUCGUAAUGUAAUUGUUUCAUCAUUGGAAGAGAUUGAAGCAUUGCCACCUGAACCACCCAGUCCAGAAAGAGAAUCAUCUCCUGUGGCAUUUAGUAGUCUUGGUUCAGUAGAUCUUCCUGCACCUUUAUUAAUAGAAGAAACAGAAAAUCAGCCGCAAGAAACUGUCAAUCCACUUUAUAUGUUAGACAGCUUGAAUAAUGGUGUUGACCAGGAAAGUACACCACUAGUGCAGACUGCUAGCAUUAUAGAACAUGACACAUCAUCUGGAAUGUGCAGUGAUUUACCUCCACCACCCCCUCCAGUAAUGGAUGAAGAUGAUAGUGCUUUUACAAAUGACCUUCCUCCACCUUUACCCGAGGCAUCGCCACUUAUGCCACGAACCAGCACCCUUUGUGAAGACACUCCACCGCCGCCACCAUUGGUGGCCCCGCCAGAGGUUGAAGGUUUAGAUGAACUGUUAAACCUUGCAAAUAUGGGUUCAUCAUCAUCAGGGAGCACUGCUGGCCAACCUGGCAGUAUUCAUGGCAGUUCUGAAAAAGAUUCAGAUUCUCCUCAAGAGUCUGAUAUCACUCAAUUGGAAGGAGCUUUAAUAGCAGAUGAACUUCCACCCCCACCUCCCCUUUCAGAACCAUCAGAACCUGGAACCGAGCAUGAUUCUGAUGAGGAACUUGACAACUCUGUAUCAUCAGGUUAUGAAUGUGGAUUUACAGCUGGUGGCAUAACUGUUACUGUCAAUCCAAUAUCUGAUGUUGAAGAGAAUCCAGAAUCUCCUGUUAAUGAAGCUGUACCGUGUGAAACAAGUCAAGCUGCUGCUGCUGCUGCUCCACCCAUUGUUGCUGCUGCUAUAAGUACCAACAGUGGAGGCAGUCAGAGCAGCAGUAGUGGGUCUGGUAGUCAGGACACAGGUAGUGGUAGUGUAGAGAGUGUAGUGACAGUUGAAUGUGCUGUUGGAGAUGCAGGAAUCCAUGGGAGGCAGCAGUCCUCGGAUUCAUCAAGUCCCGAAAGUCGUCACCUUGAUCCGCAUGAACAGAUUACAGAAGUAUGAAAAAUGCCUUUAGUGAAUUCUUGAGCAAAAUUUAAUGUGAGGUAUAAGUUAUGUGCUGAGUUUUACUGGACAGAAAACCAGCUUGAAUGUGAAAUAAGCACAGUUGCUCAGGUUAUCUUGAGCAGUACCCCUCACUUCCUACCACACUGGGGCAGCUCAUUUAUCUUGCACUGGCUGUAGCUUGUGUCUACUGUAACAAGAUUGCAGCUAAGCAUUUGUAAGUCAUAUUUUUUCACUAAUAGUAGUUAUGUGGACCAUCUCAAUUAGGCAACGCUACUGUACGGGAAAUACUCUGGUAGCUGUUGGCUGUGAAGUAUUGAUAUUAUAGUUCCCUUCUAGGUAGGAAAAAUACUUUCCUCAGUAGAUUUAGUACUAUUUAUGGUUUUGGUGAUAAAUAUAUUUUAACAGUGGCAUUGUUUUUACAGUUCCACUUAAUAAUUCCCUAUGUAUUAGCCCCCACUUUCCAUAUUUUAACUAAGUGAUAGGCAGAAAUCAUUUGAACUACUGCCAGUUUUUACACAAUUGUCAUGUAAUUUAUAUUUAUCAUUUUUCCAAUGAGGCAAGCACGUAUACAGUGAAUGGAAGGUAUAGGUUUGUUAUUCUACUUUUACCAUAUUCACAUAAGUGUGUUUGCAACUCGGGUGAAAUGCUUAUGGAGUUAAUACUUGUAGGUGUGGCUCAUAGUGCUUUAGUAUGGAUUACUCUGGUGUGUACGUGUUAGCCAGCAAGGAAGGGACUGCGGUAUCAUGUGCAGUGAUCUUAAAAGCUUUUGAAUUUUACUCAUUAUCAUAAAGAAAUUGCACAAAGAAUAGUGUGAGAAAGUUAGUAUGCAGUUUGUUGCCAAAGUUCCUGUUUUUGUGAGAGCAGGCAGGUUGAAGCUUUAUAAAACAUUACUGUGUAUUCAGUACAUGUAACGGUAAGUUCUUUUUAUUGUACUGUAAGGUUGUAGCCGGUUGACAGUUUGCACCUGUCUGCUGGAUCAUCUCAAAGUCAAGUUUUCCUCAUCCCAUUGGAAUAUAUGGCAGUAGUUAAUCUUUCCAGUGCAGCAUUUCUAGUGAUUUUGUAUAGACAUGAUAAAAAUGACCAGUUCAAUUAGAAUAAUUCAUUGGUCAAACCUCAUACAAAUUUAUAAAAUACAAGCUCAAUUGCAUCUUACACUCAUCACAAGAACAUUCAAAGGUAUUGUUUGACAUUUCGUUUACCAUUUCCUAGACAUUCAUGAAACUCUAGUGUAUUUUUGUAGUGGUACACAUACAAUUUUGAUGUCACCAGUUCAAUUUUGAUUAAGAGCACCUAGAGUGUUUGUGUGCUGUCAAAUUCCAUAGCAAGUCAAAGGUUAGACUCUUUGCAUUUUAACAUUUCUUCUAGUGACUCAAAGCUUUCUUUGGAUAUGCAGUCUACCAUCAGUGCUAUUACUUACAAUUGUUUUUGGCGAAGCCUUUGUUAAUGUUGGCCUGAAUGUGACACUUGUUCUGUGAGUUAAGACUGAGAGUUAAGAAUGUGACUUUUGUACUUGGGGUUAUAUAUGUGAGUAUUGUACUCGAGGCUAGAUAUGCCAGUAAUGUACUGGGGGCUUGAUAUGUGAGCAUUUUACUUGAGGCUAGAUAUUUGAGCAAUGUAUUCGUGGGUAGAUGUGUGAGUAUUGUACUUGAGGCUAGAUAUGUGAGGAUCGUACUUUGGGCUCCAUAUAUGAGUAAUGUACUCGGGACUAGACAUGUGAGUAUGCCUAGACUCAGAGUUUAAGAAUGUGAGUAUGAUGAACUAGUUACUGAUGUCUUAUUCAAGUUAAGUAAUAUGAAUUCAUUUGGUUUGUAAAGAUGCAAAUUAUGCUCCAGUUAUGAUUGUCAGUGGUACACCUGGCAAAGGAAUAGGGGCAUGAUAUCCAACAAUUUAUCUUGAA